Vespa mandarinia (Asian giant hornet) is the source of this 5392-nucleotide messenger RNA. It is a transcript of the gene Task6, whose product is annotated as TWIK-related acid-sensitive K[+] channel 6. The record is from RefSeq and is a predicted model, not a curated record. Gene Ontology annotation, cellular component: plasma membrane. Gene Ontology annotation, biological process: potassium ion transmembrane transport; stabilization of membrane potential. NCBI's taxonomy places the organism in Eukaryota, Metazoa, Arthropoda, Insecta, Hymenoptera, Vespidae. Gene Ontology annotation, molecular function: potassium ion leak channel activity; outward rectifier potassium channel activity.
GAGACAACAUACACACACACACACACACACAACACACGUAGACAUAUACACGUACACACAUUACUCCACUUCUUCCCUCUCCUCUUCCUCUCCACCAAUCUCUCUCUCUCCUUCCACCAGCCUCGUCUCAAUAUCGGCUCACGUCCGUUUUCGCUCGCCGGCUGGGAGGAAAAGAGAAAAAGAGUGAGAGUGAGAGAGAGAGAGAAACUGCAUAAAAAAGGGGAAGACAGAAAGAGAGAGAGAGAGAGAGAGAGAGAGAGAGAGAGAGGAGAGAGGGAGGUGAGUGAAUGUGUUGUGUGUAAGAGAGAGAGAGAGAGAGAGAGAGAGAGAAAAUGUGAUAGAGGGGGUGAAGGUUUUUUGCCGGUCGGUUGGAGAAAGAAAGAGAAAAGUGAGAGAGAGAGAGAGCGAGAGAGAGAGAAAGAGAAAGAAAGAAAGAAAGAGAUAAUUCUAUGAGAGUGUGAGAGAACGAAAAGAGAGAGAGGGAGAUAGGGAUAGAGAUAAAACUGAUCGACGACGAGAGAAUAUAAGAAAAGAAGAAGAGCCGAUAGAAAAUGUGGUGAGAAGGAAGAAGUGUGCUUCUGUGUAUGGUGCAGUGCGGGGUGUCGUGCUUCUUUUUCUUCUUCUUCUUCAUCUUCUUCUUUUUCUUCUUUCAUUGGAAAGAGAGAGAGAAAGAGAGAAAGAGAACGUCGCUGCCGUAUAGAAGAUAAGAGAAGAGAAAAGGAGAAAGGAAGAUAGAGGAUGGCGUGGUCGGAUUUAACAUGUGUCUAUUCGCCGUGACGUGGAAAGGAUCGUCUAGUACCAAUUACCGAGAUUCUCAUCCGUGCCCUAGUAUCCCUGCUGUCUCUCGAAAACCAGAAUUUCAACCCUUUGAUAUCGCAAGAUGCAAUCUUGGCUAGCGAACUGCAAACAUCCACUUCUAAUGCGUACGAGUUGAACCUUUAUAUUCGGCACUGAAACCGUCCGGCAUUCUAAAUUAAGGAAUGGAGGGAACGUGGCAGUGGGAGCAGCGAAAGCACUGCCAUAUCAUACUGCUUAAUCCUUCGUCGUACGUAAAGAAAAACCCGAGACAAGUUGCAGGUUACGGACACUCAACGCCAAAUACCAUAAGCGGUAAACUUUUCACGAUGUUCUAUGGAAUCGUUGGAAUCCCUUUAGGGCUCGUGAUGUUCCAGAGUAUAGGUGAACGCCUUAACAAGUUCUCAUCCGUUGUAAUACGGAAUGUGAAGAGUCUUCUCAAUUGUAAGGAUGUCCAGGCUUCAGAGAUAAAUUUAAUCUGCGUUGUUACGACCUUGUCGUGUCUGACCAUCGCCGGUGGUGCAGCAGCUUUCUCCAGAUACGAAGGGUGGUCUUAUUUCGAUUCCAUUUAUUAUUGCUUCAUCACUCUGACGACCAUAGGUUUUGGUGAUAUGGUAGCUCUUCAAAAGGACAAUGCUUUGGACAAUAAGCCAGAGUACGUAAUGUUUGCCUUGAUAUUCAUCCUAUUUGGAUUGGCCAUCGUUGCGGCCUCCCUUAAUUUAUUGGUCUUGAGAUUCGUCACGAUGAAUACCGAGGACGAAAGACGAGACGAGGCCGAAGCAUUGCAGGCAGUACAGGAAGCAGUACGUUUGGAAGGUGAUGUGAUAACAGCAAACGGCUCGAUAUUGUCGGAGCGAGUCGGUAAUCACGGUGAAACAGUUUCGUUGGACGACGAGGCAUCAGUAUGUAGCUGUCGCUGUAGCGGCUUUCAAAAGAAACGCCGGAGACAACGUUUUACGGUUCGUCGCUCACCCGGCAAGAUUUCUCAUCUAUUACCGAUGCAGCAAUUUUCACAACCGAAUCAACGAGCCGAAUUGAGACCACCCCAGUUGGCGUCAUUGUUACAAUUACAAAUGUUGCAUCAACAUCGUGCCAGUAUCUGACAACGUUCUCGUGCUUCUUCGUUAAAUUCCAUAGAACGUAAGCCAAGACGAGAGUCCGUCUGAUCGUACAUCAUAGAAUAGCGGAAAAAUUUCGAUGUUCGAUCAAGGACCAAGUCGACGGCCAAACUAAGUCGUGUUCAACAACGUGUCUCGUCUUGUUGUCAAUAAUUUCGAUGUAAUUUUUAAUAGACGGCACUGAUAUCAACAGUUUAACUUUCUUCGUGGAUAAAAACAGAAAAAAAAAAAGAAAAGAAAAGACAAAAACCAAACAAAAAGGAAACGAACUAUGCUGUCUACUGUGCACCAACAAGCACCUCGUUCGAACGUCAAAGAAACAACGUCGGUGGAGUAUGAAACAAAUUGCGUACAGCUUGGCUCUUCCUUUCAUUUUCUACUCGGACGAACAUUAUUAUAUACGUUAAUCCAUUGAUUUCAUUUUACAUCCGAUAAAGUUAAUUCGUAUCUCUUAUCUUAAAUUAUUAUACACGUACUUAUCUGUGUCCCUGAGUUAUCACAGUAAAAAUAUACCUAUACGUUUUGUUUAUUAGAUUGACAAUCGCCGUAUAAAAUAAUUGUAAUGGAGUGAAGUAGAGAAAAAAGAUAGAUAAAGAGAGAGAGAGAGAGAGAGAAAUAGAGAUUCAUUUGUCCGAGUUCCACUGAUCGUCGUGUAAGCCCAGACGUAUUAUAUGUAAUACAUGAUAGAUAGACGUUCCACGUGCGGAGCAAUUUUCUUGCCUUUCAUCGAGAAGUAAUAUCUAUUUGAAUAUUUUUUAAUGUCAAAGAAUAUAUCUUUAGUAUUUCAAAUUUCGACAUGGUAUAUGUAUGUACACGAGGUAUAAGUAGUAUCAAUGUUGAAGAGUGGUUAGUAGCGAGCCAGCCGAACGUUUCCACGCGUGUAUCGUGGCGACGAAAUUUAAAAGUUAGAAGAAAAAGAAAAGAAAGAGGAGAGAAAGAGAAAGAGAGAGAGAGAGGUGAGAGAGAGAGAGAGAGAGAGAAGAAAAGAAAAGAAAAGACAAAACCAAAGAAAAACAAAAAAAGCUUUAAUGAAGACGACCAACCUCCCCAAUAAACAAACAAAUAAACAAAUAACAAUCUCGGAUCGUUCGACGACUCGUUACAAUAACAAAAAAAAAAAAGAAAGAAAAAAAAUGAAAAAAAAAAUAAUAAAAAAAAUAAAAAAAAUAAUUAUUGAUAACGGUCUCCAGUAUGUUUCUAAUGAGAGCUCGUCAUAUUUGUAUAUGACGUGCAUCGUGCACCGAUUCGUGAUCGAUGAUAAAAUUCGAUGAGAAGCCAAACGAUUCGAUGCACCGAAUUGAUUGUUACUUCGUUCGAUCACAAAUUAAUAAUAAUAAUAAUAAUAAUAAUAAUAAUAAUAAUAAUAAUAAUAAUAAUAAUAAUAAUAAUAAUAAUAAUAAUAAUAUUAAUAAUAAUAAAACGAAAGGGUGAAAAGAGGUCAGCUAUAUUACACUUCAUACGUCUCUGUUAUUAUCGACUACAAAGUAAAAACCAAAAAAAAAAAAAUGAAAUAAAAAAAAAACUUAAAAAUCAAGAGAGUGACGUAUGAAUUCGAGAUUUGUAAUAUAUUAGAAUUUUAGUUAUACAUAUAUGAAACACAACGAUCUUACAAGAUCGGGAGUCAUUUUUAUGAAUACGAGAAGUACGAUAUAUACACAUGAGACUUAGUAGAAACUAAAAGAAAGAUGUAGAAAGAGAGAGAGAGAGAGAGAGAGAGAGAGAGAGAGAAAAUAAAUGAAUAAAAGAAAAAAGGGGGGGAGAGAGAGAUAGAACGAAUUUGAGAAGCGUCUAACCAAUUCCAUUUCUAAUUUAGCACAUUCAUUUUAAUUCUGAGCUCAUCAUUUGAGGCAUCACAUUUUUUCUUCCUUUAUGAACAAAAUAAAUAUCUUAAAAUUUUUGAAAUAAUUGUUACGUAGAAAGAAACCUUAAGCCCCGAUCCGUUACGACGUUAAAUGCCCGCCAAUCUUUUUGACAAAUAAUAUUUGUAUACAUUUCUCCGCUUGUUAUAAUCAUAGAGUAGAUAUUAUUUGAUCGGUGGAAAAAAGAUAAAAAGAAAGAGAUAGAAAUAGGGAGAGAGAGAAAGAAAGAGGAGGGGAGAGAGAGAAAGAGAGAGGAGGGGAAAGAGAGAAAGAGAGAAAUACACUCCCAACUGUUCAUAACUUAAAAAUAAAAAUCGAAUUAAAUUAAUGGCACGUGAAUAUUAAAUGGCGUUUUUAAAUCGAUAAAAUUUUGUAAUAAAUCAACCAAAAAUAUACGUAUUCGUUUUUUUUUUCUUUUUUUUUCUUAUUUUUUUUUUUUUAAUUCUUUGUAGACGGAGAUAUCACGGGAAUGUCAAGGUUCGUAAUAGAAUAUUCCGUGAAUAAUCUCUAAUCGUAGGACGAUAAUUUGGCCGAGAAAAUCCAGCGAUCUUGCAUAAUUCAUUUUUUUUAAACGUUGCUAAAUGAUAAUACGAUGCCAGGUGCAAAAAAAAAGGAAGAAGAAAAUAAUAAUAAUUAUAAUAAUAAUAUUAAUAAUAUUAAUAAUAUUAAUAAUAAUAAUAAUAAUAAUAAUAAUAAUAAUAAUAAUAAUAAUAAUAAUAAUAAUAAUAAUAAUAAUAAUAGAACGACCAUCGAAAAUUGUCUACCCCUGGAAUCCGUUUUCCCGGAAAUAUCUCUCUAUUAUUGGUAGCACCAAAUGCCUUCUUUUUAAAAACCAUUUAAGAUGAAUAUUAAUCGAUCGAUAAUGCACAAUAUUUUAAAAUAAGAUUCUGAAAUGCGUUUUAAAAUCCGAAUCCAGAGUAACAAUGAAAAAAAAAAAGAAGAAAAAAAAAGAAACAGAAAGAAAGAAAGAAAAAAAGAAAGAAAGAAAGAAAGGAAGGAAGGAAGGAAGGAAGGAAGGAAGAGCGAUUAACACACAGAAAAAUCGUUAUUUAACGCUAAUUAAGUCAAAACCUUAUCUCUUCGCUUAAUGUUUAAAUAGAAAGGCCGCGUAAUCGGCUUUAUACACAUAACGAAUUUCUUUAAAAACAAAAAUCUCGUUCAAUUUGUAAAUGAUGUGCCUGCUUAAAGUGUCAAAAGAGAUAGAAGAAGAAGAAGAAGAAGAAGAAGAAGAAGAAGAAGAAGAGGAAAAAAAAAAGAAAAAAGAGAAAAAGAAAAAGAAACCAAUGAAUGAUUAUUAAAUUGCUCCGAAAUGAUUAUAUUAUUAUUAGUACGGGCAAGUACAAAAAAGGACCCGUAGAUAGUAAGAAGGAGAAAAAUAAGAAAAGUAAUUUCACGGUUAUGCGAAUUUUAGAUUUAAUCAUCCGGUUUAAUCAUUAUUAUCGAGUCAUUAUGUUUCGAAUUAUAAUUCGAAACUAAUAGCUAACUCAAAACAAAGUAUAUCAAUCAAAAUCGAUAUCUUUCGUCGAUAUGAACUUCUUACAUACAUAAAUAAAUACGAACGAAUCUCGCAUGACAAAUUUAUUCGAAUUUUUUGCGCUACGUUAAUUAAAAAAAAAAAAA